This is a messenger RNA of Xiphophorus couchianus (Monterrey platyfish), 2342 nucleotides long. It is a transcript of the gene foxl3, whose product is annotated as forkhead box L3. The transcript has 3 exons. Gene Ontology annotation, molecular function: RNA polymerase II cis-regulatory region sequence-specific DNA binding; DNA-binding transcription factor activity, RNA polymerase II-specific. The coding region runs from base 41 to 844 and encodes 267 amino acids. Gene Ontology annotation, biological process: regulation of transcription by RNA polymerase II; cell differentiation; anatomical structure morphogenesis. The record is from RefSeq and is a predicted model, not a curated record. NCBI's taxonomy places the organism in Eukaryota, Metazoa, Chordata, Actinopteri, Cyprinodontiformes, Poeciliidae.
UGCAGCGGCGGAGCUCUGAGGAUUAGCGGCUGAUCAGACGAUGGUGGCAGCGGAGCAGGACAGAACUGCUGCUGGGCUUCAGACGGUCAGUUCGGUUCUGUUCGGGUCGGGACGGUUUCGGUUCGGUUCUGCUGCUGACAUGUUCGAUCACUCCGACUAUCCGUUCAACUGUUUCAACUAUGACGGGGACGGAUACCCGACCUCUGGGACGGACGAAGACAAGAAGAUAUGCAGACCCGCUUACAGCUUUUCUGUGUGUGGCAGCUACAUCGCUCUGAUCGCCAUGGCGAUCCAGCAGAACCCGGACCAGCGGGUCACUCUGUCCGGCAUCUACGACUUCAUCAUGAGGCGGUUCCCCUACUACCGGUCCAACCAGCGAGCCUGGCAGAACUCCAUCCGGCACAACCUGUCGCUCAACAGCUGCUUCAUCAAGGUUCCGCGGACGGAGGGGAACGAGAAGGGGAAGGGGAACUUCUGGACCUUCGCCGCCGGCUGCGAGUCGAUGCUCGACCUCUUCGAGAACGGAAACUUCCGGCGCCGCCGCCGCCGCCGGAACCCCAAGAUCGGCCUCCGGGACCCGGCUGAGGUUCGGCGAGACCCGGCGGAACGGCGACCGCAGCUGGACUCCGCCCUCCGCGCGCUGCCCCCUGACCGGACCGGCCCACUUCAGAACCGCCGCCAGAAAUCCGAGCCGGAGAUCAAGUUCAGCAUCGAUUACAUCCUGUCCGCUCCGGACCCGCCGCCGGCCGCGUUCAGGACCGGUGCCGGCCCGGUUCGCCUGGGCCCGACCGGGCCGCCGGUUCUGGAGCCUCCGCACCUCAACCUGCACUUCUGGACUCUCUGAGGCCACAGGAGGCGAGACUUGGACUAGGACAGAGAGGUUCUACUGGACCAGCACCGGGACCGGUCCAGAACAUCAGAACUCAGAGUCCCUGUGCUGUCUGUGACGUAACUUCAAUACUAUUUCGCGUGUAAUCGAUAUUCAUUUUAGUCUAACCGUGGUGUGAAGGUGGAACGGGUCGAACCCGGCAGAACUUAUCAGAACCCGGCGAUCAUUUCUGCCGGGAAGGAAAAACCUCGGAGUUUAAAUCAGAAAGAGAAAAAUGAUAAUUCAGUUUUCAUUUUCUUUCAUUUCAUAAAUAAAAAAGUUUAGAAAUGAGAUGAAUUUAAAUUUUAGAGGCAGAAAAGUUCAGACAAAAUGAAAUAAUAAAAAUAUUCUGUUAAUAAAUAAGUUUCUGCUGGAAAACAGUUUAAAGAAACAAACUGUUUCAUAUAAAAGUGAUUUAGAUGCUGAUCUGAAUGGACUCCAAUAAUUUCCUCUUUUGUUCCCAUCAAAGUUCUGAAUGUUCUGGUUCGGCCCGGUUCUGCGGGUUGUUCUGUUUCUGCUCUGAUGACCCAAAUCAUCAUAAAUAUUCUAAACAUGAAAACAGAAAUGAUAGAAAUAUGAGGAAAAUGGAUCCGAGUCGGAAAACAUGAACCCAGAGGUUCAGAUCUCCCAUGAUGCUUUGCCGGUUCGGCCCGCUUGUAGCUCGUGUUCCGUUGACCUUUAUGGCGCCUGAGUGACACCUGAACGGCGGGCGUGACGUCAGCAGGAGGGGCCCGUGGAAACGGGAGCCGAGGAGAUCAAUCAUGGCGUUUCCCAGCUUAACCUUUAGAUCGAGUCUCUCCGCCGUGACUGGCAGCUAAUAACGGGAACAGCGCGGGGUGAGGCCGGCUGACCCAUUUAAAUACCACGGCCCAGACGGCGGCUCCUCCCCCGGCCGCAGGUACCGCCAAACACACCUUCCGCCUGCUGACGGUUCUGCCCGCCAGCUACCCGCCCGGCACCGAGCCUUCAUGGAUCAGCGGCUUUCCAUUAACACAGUUGUUGCUGCCGUGGAUAUAUUUGGAUAAAUUAACUUAGCAUAAAGUGCUGGGAGGCUGCAGGAGUGUUUGCAGGAUGAAAAGUCAGCGCACACAGUGAAGCGUCGAGAAAGCGGCGCCGCUUCCGCCGCUGACGGAAACUCAUAAUUACUUCCAGAGUUUCUGACGUCUGAAUACGAGCAGCUCAUUAUGAGCCGCUGACGGCUACAGCGGCUCCGCUAAAGGGACUGGAAAUUGGGAAACUACUGAUGUGCGACAUUAAUAACAAUAAAUAAUAAACACAAAGAGGUCAUUUAAUCUGCGAUGUUUGGUUUAGGUUUGCUUUUCACCGAGGCUGUGGAGAGAAUCACAGGAAUCAGCUGAAAUAUUGUUCAUAAACUUCCUCAGAGUUCACGUCAUAAAAAUAUGUUUUUAUGUUGAAAUGUCAGCUUUGGUCUCUUCUGCAAAACCUUCAAUUACAUUUUUAAAAAUAAUAUAUA